Molecule: messenger RNA, 3020 nt
Organism: Mizuhopecten yessoensis (Yesso scallop)
Lineage: Eukaryota; Metazoa; Mollusca; Bivalvia; Pectinida; Pectinidae
Product: solute carrier family 35 member F1-like
Exons: 9
Coding region: 218-1366 (382 amino acids)
Biological process (GO): transmembrane transport
Cellular component (GO): membrane
Molecular function (GO): transmembrane transporter activity
Source: RefSeq, a predicted model, not a curated record
ACAUCUUAUCACUUACACUAUGAUGAGUGACUAUCACAAUAUAUUGACACUAGGGUAUCCUUGAUCAGUGACCUCACUACAAUGCCAUGCUGUUGACAGACAUACUGUGAUCUAUUCAAUAUUUCUCAAAUCUACUUGUUUUCAUUUAGUGCGAAGGUCAAUAAUUUAUCAUUGGUGAAUAGAGUUGUGAUGAGUCAAGUUGUACACUAUAAGGACUAUGGGCUGUUUAUCUGGCACCGAUAGUGAGAAUUUAACUUCUAAUUUGAAUUACGAUGAACAUGGUGACGAGGAACAGACCUGUGGGAACAAGUGUACACAACUUAUCAAUGGGGCUCGCAAAGCUCUUAGGGCAAGAAUUUUCUGGAAAGCUGUUUUAUUGGGACAAUUUAUAUCUCUUCUCCUGUGUGGACUAGCAGUCACUAGUGGUCUUUUGUCUAACCAGGGAGUGAAUAUCCCAACUGCCCAAUGUUUCCUCAACUACUUAUUGCUGUGUGUGGUGUUCACGCCUGUCCUGGCAUGUCGCUCUGGCGAGAGGAAUCUGUGUCAACGCCUGAAGACAUGGGGCUGGAAGUAUAUCCUCAUCGCCAUUGCUGACGUAGAGGCCAACUUUCUGGUGGUCAGUGCCUAUCAGUACACAACUGUCACCAGUGUACAGCUGCUGGACUGUUUCAGUAUACCUAUGGUUUUACUGUUGUCAUGUCUCAUCCUCCGUAUUCGGUACAAACCACUCAACUUCGUAGGAAUUGUUGUUUGUCUCCUGGGCAUGGGUGGACUGAUCCUUACUGAUUUCCUGUCUGGCAAUGCAAAUGUCAAGGACGCUGGGAAAGCACCCAACAAGCUGUUAGGAGACCUGCUGUGUAUCGCAGGCGCCUCCCUGUACGGCGUGUCUAACGUGGCUGAGGAGUAUGUCGUCAAGUUUCAUGAUAAGGCAGACUUCCUGGGCAUGGUCGGUCUGUUCGGGAGUUUUGUCAAUGGAAUACAAUUCGUCGUCACAGAACGGGAUAGAGUUGCAGAAAUUGACUUCUCUUCUUACCAUAUAUUGCUGCCUCUGAUAGGUUUCACAGUUUUCCAGUUCCUCAUGUACACCUGUAUGACUGUAGUGAUUCAACAGACUAGCGCCACGGCCGUCAACAUCUCCAUCCUGUCUGCAGAUUUCUACACUCUGCUAUUUGGUCUUUACCUGUUUAAAUAUGAAUUCCACAUCCUGUACUUUGUGUCCUUCGUACUAAUUCUUAGUGGGAUCGCUAUAUAUUCUUGCCAGUCGACGGAAUCACAAGGGGCAGACAUCACUAUAAACCGUACUAUAGACGGUACACCCUCCAGAGACUCCUAUGAAGAAAUGGAAGAAUCAAGUGUGGAUGAUUGAGGAGAGGCUGAGCUGAUUGGAGACCAGUACUGUCAUUGACUAUUAUUGAAUGUUUUAACUUAAUUAAUCUUUGUUGAAAUUUUCAUUUAUUGUUUUUAACCUGCUUGAAACUUGUUCUUUUGGCAAGGAGACACAAAUUAUACAAGUAUUUUAGUGUCACAAUUUCCUCGAUUGAUUUUAGUGUCACUCAUCCUUGUAUCCAGGAGAGAAUUGUUCAAUAUUACCUGUAAUAAUUCUGGUGCUUUAAAGGGAUUUAAAACAUCUCAGUCGAUCCAAACUUUGGUGCUCAAUAGGACUAUAUCCAUGUACUGUGUAUGUCAGUAAUAUACCAUGCACUGGUAUGUGAACAGUGCGAUUAUACUUUUAAUUAUAUAUGUUUUAAUUUUUAUGAAAAAAGGUCUACAACCACUUUAUUACAUAAAAAGAGCACACAGAAACAAUAAUGAACACCCUUAUAAGGAACCCAAUGUGCCCCACCCCAUCCGCCUGCUCGGAUACACUAAAUAUAGUCAUUUUCAAAUUUGACACAAUUGUUUUGAUAAAACUCCUUUUAGUUAGGGGCAGAACUCAAUGUUACCAUACUAAGGUGUAAAUAUGAACUAAAUUUGUUGAGGGGUUCUUGAGAUGUCUUCUUCACAAUCAUUUUACUUCAAAAGUUGUCAGGUGUGAUCUUUUACCUUGACCGAUCACCACAAAAUAUACUAAUCAGAUCUAUCAUUUGAUAUUACCAGACUAUCAUGUAAAUAAAUAUAAACUUACAUACAUUAUAUGCAUUCUCAAAUGCAAGAGAUAUAUUCCAAUGGUUAUAUUUUAGUAUGGUAUGCUGAUUUUUUGCAUUUAAUAAUAUUGUAGUGCUCUCUGUCCACAACUUUAUAUUCUGGGCAAGUUUUUAUUAUUUGUAAUUUUAAUGUAACAGAUGCACCUGGCCUAUAUGACCUGAAAAAAUCUACUUUUUUUAGUUCAAGGUUGUGAAGAGCCAUGUUUGGAAUUUGAAGAGUUAAUUGUUAUACAUUUUUCAACAGUAAUUGACAAUUGUAUUUAUCAGUUAUUCCAAGUUUUUUCAUGUUUACAUACUCUGUAUUUUUAUUAUGCUCUUCAUUUUUUGAUAGACUUGGGCAUUGAUGAAUAUUCGAAGGUGUGUAUAUAAUGGAUUUAUAUACAUUAAUUGUAUAAUAAAGCUUUUUUAAAGCUUUUUUUGAUUUUUUUAAAAAGAUUAAUUUUUUGAAUUUAAUUUUUAAAUUUGAUUCAACAAUUUCAGUUGGAGUGGCUCUCAUUAACAAUAUAAGGGCUUGUGUGGAUGUGCAUGGUAUGGAGGGUGCAAGCUGGUUACCUCAGGGUAUAUGCAAUGUAAUAUGAAAUCCUUUCAAUUUUAAUUAUUGGUCUUAUGAACAUUUAACAAUUGCUGAGGGGUUAAAUCACCAGACUCAAGGACAAUACAAAGUACAGAAAAUUCCUAUAAAUUUUAUACAAUGAUGAACAAUCUUACCAAUUUUUUUUUAAGUACCAGUAGAUAACAUUUCAUGAAUUUAAGGUCACUUUUCAUUUGAAGUUUUAUUGUGAAUAAUUUAGCUGACCUUAUGUAAUUUAUUUUAGGAAUUUUUAAAUAAUUAUGUUUAAGCUUCAAUUCGAUUUAUCAUGUUAAACAUUAAAUUUA